UUCACCGCUUGUUGUAUACCGGGAACGACUACCGUGUUGUCUCCAGACGUGAACUCUUGUUUUCAUUGAACUUUUAUAGAAUGACACCCGAAAAGCGACCAGCAGAAGACGAGGAGGAGCAGGAGUCAAAGAAGCUGAAAGAGGACUCCCCUCCACCAGUAACAGAAGCCUUGCAAGAUGAGACUAGCCAAGACAGUGAUGCAUCCGACUCUGCCACUUCUUCUGAUCCCGAGAAAAAGGAGCUUGAUCUACCAGAAGAACGUGGGACUCUAGUGUACACAGGAUGUACCCAGUGGGAGUAUAUUGGAAGACGCAACUUGAAGAGUAUUCCCUCUAUGAUACAUUAUGGACCACGACUCAUUUCUGCUCUCAAGGGAAUUCGUGUGGCCUUUGUGACAUCUCACUGCUCUGCAGUCCAUUCAAUCAUCAUCACAGAGGAGGGCAAAGCAAUGGCUCUUGGUCGUAAUGAGAAGGGUCAGCUUGGUGUAGGGGAUGCUGACAUUCGAACUGGUAUUGUACCCAUCCAGUCAAUGGCAGAAUCUACUGUGGUAGCAGCUGCAGUGGGUCGCAAUCACAGUCUCCUCUUAACUGACCGUGGCAAUGUUUUUGCCUGUGGUGACAACAAGUCGGGACAGUGUGGUACAGGCAGUACUAGUGCCAUUAUUCACACUCCAACCAAGAUUUCCUUUAAGGAAAGCAAGAUUUGCAAAGUGGCAUGUGGUGCAGAAUUCAGCAUGAUUAUUGACAAGAAAGGCUAUCUGUAUUCCUUUGGUCUACCAGAAUAUGGUCAGUUGGGUCACAAUACUGAUGGAAAGUUUUUCAUUUCUUGCACUAAACUGUCAUACCAGCAUGAACGAGUGCCAAGACGAGUUCCCAUAUUUGUGGAACGGAGUAAAGAUGGACACCCCACACCUGUCACAGAUGUGCAGAUUGUAGACAUUGCUUGUGGAAACAACCAUACAGUUGCAGUUGAUGCCAAGAAGAGAGCCUUUUCUUGGGGCUUUGGUGGGUAUGGAAGACUGGGUCAUGCUGAACCCAAGGAUGAAUACAUUCCACGUCUGAUCAAGUAUUUUGAUGGCCAUAAUCGUGGUGUUGUAAAAAUAUAUUGUGGUUCUACCUUUACUGUUGGAAUCAGUGUCUUGGGAAUCUUCCUGUGGGGUCAGACCAGACGCACUGGAGAAGCCAAUAUGUACCCCAAACCACUACAGGACCUUUGUGGCUGGGAUGUGAGAUCUGUUGGGUGUUCUGCCACAUCUAUUGUGGUGGCUGCAGAUGAAAGUGUCAUAUCAUGGGGUCCCUCUCCAACUUAUGGUGAACUGGGUUUAGGUGACAACAUCAAGUCAAGCACACAACCUAAAGAGGUAAAGGCAUUAGAAGGAGCUCACGUGUCACAAGUUGCAUGUGGCAUGGGGCACACACUGAUGAUGGUGCGUGAUGAGACAGAGCAAGACAAAGAAAUUUUGGAGAAACUGAAAGAAAUCACUCUUUAAAGGAAGUGAUACCUUCAAAGAGGAUUGCUUAGAUAUUUGAAAAUAUCUUGAAGUGUGUUUAUAAUACACUAAAAUAAUUUCACAAUAUACUGAAUACUGUACAAAGCUGUUUGUGCAGUUUUCGUGUUAUCAGAAUUUAGAUGUCAAGGAUAUUUGAAUUUUAUUAAGUAAAUUUUGUAACAAGUUUAUAUUAUGUGGGAGAAACAGCAUAACUCAGUUAUUGCUUGUUUUUAAUUAUGAAGGUAACUUGAAGAAAUAAUUGGUCUCCAUUAGGAAACAGAUACUAAUUAUAUCCCUAUUAACUCAGUACCUGGGUUAAAAUAUUUUGGUACAAUCCUGAUCAUAAAUUGUGUUUCCCAUGAAUACUUUCUGGGUAGCUACCUCUUCUACCUCGUGCCAGGUGGAGGUUAAUAUAAUAGAUUAAGUGAAUCUAUCAUUCAUAGACUUUUCUACUUUUAAGGAUAUAGGUAAACCUGGUGGCUGAUGAAGUAUUAAUUUUGGUUGAUUUUCCAUGUCAAAGGUGGUUAAGUUAAGGCCUACAAGUAGUUUAGGCAAUUUAUUUAUUUAUUUUUACUUUCAGGUGUAUGAUUAUGUUGGUAGCCUCAGGAUAUUUACCUGUUGAGUGUUUAGUUGCAUCAGUAGAAAGAGGUAUUACAAACUAACCAUGAUUAUAACUGGUACUUCUCUAUUGUUAGGGUGCAAUUAAUUUGACAAAUCAUUGAUCCAUGAAACAUUUGAUGCACUUUGUGUAAAUCAGGUUUCACAGUUACAUAGCAGCACUUUCAUUAAAAAAAAAAAUCUAUGACAGAAUCUGAAGUUUCCUGAUUAAAUUUAUGUUUAAGUACCCAAAAGGGUUUGUAUAACUUGAAAUGCAGUUAUUAAACUUCUUAACUAUUUUGAUUUUUUUGAUGUUGAUGUUUUGAGUGAUAGAGGUAUGUACCUUAACUUUUUUUUUAGGCCAAAGACAUGAAUUUUUUUUCUCUCUCUAUAUUGUAUAUAUAUGUACAGUAAGUCCUCGUUUAAUGUUGCCCCCGACAACGUUGUUUCGUUAUGACAUCGCUACUCUUUAGAUACCCGUGAUUUAGACAACGUCCCGACCGAUUCGUUAUAACGUCGUCACGGACUACUUUGUAUGGCGCAUCACCCUCUCUCAUCUUGGCGCUCUAUGCUCUCUCGCAGCGUCACAGCGUCCCCAGCCUUUGUUAGGCUUCCACAGGGUAUUUGCGUGUUUAAGUGUUUUUGCUCUAAAUUUUGUACUGUAACCAUUUGAAAUGGCUUCCAAGC
This is a messenger RNA of Homarus americanus (American lobster), 2774 nucleotides long. RefSeq names its product protein RCC2 homolog. The transcript has 6 exons. The coding region runs from base 81 to 1490 and encodes 469 amino acids. The record is from RefSeq and is a predicted model, not a curated record. NCBI's taxonomy places the organism in Eukaryota, Metazoa, Arthropoda, Malacostraca, Decapoda, Nephropidae.